Molecule: messenger RNA, 639 nt
Organism: Lachancea dasiensis
Lineage: Eukaryota; Fungi; Ascomycota; Saccharomycetes; Saccharomycetales; Saccharomycetaceae
Source: the annotation of a GenBank genome assembly
AUGAGCUUGGAGCAGACAACGCUGAAAAGGUUUACUUUGCACAACUUUAGCCUCAUUGAAAGUCUUUUAUUUAGUUUGAAAAUGUUUUCUACCGCUAACCGCUCUCUGUUGCGUCAAUCGCGCAUGUUCUCCACCUCAAACGUUCAAUUGGGCUCGAAGGUUUUUUUCGACACAAGCAUCAAUGGAACCAAGCAAAACAGAAUUGAGUUCGAGCUCUACAACGAGGUCGUUCCCAAGACUGCUGAAAACUUCAGAGCUCUUUGUUCAGGCGAAAAGGGUUUUGGUUACAAAGGCGUUCCUUUCCACAGAGUAAUUCCAAACUUCAUGCUGCAAGGUGGGGACACUGACUUAACUAACGGAUACGGCGGUAAAUCCAUCUAUGGAAACAAGUUCCAAGAUGAGAACUUUUCCAAGAGACACGACAAGGCCGGCCUUCUUUCCAUGGCUAACGCCGGUCCCAACUCUAACGGGUCCCAGUUUUUCAUCACGACGGUGCCUUGUCCUUGGCUAGAUGGCAAGCACGUUGUUUUUGGUGAAGUUACCAAGGGAAUGGAAGUAGUCAAAGUCAUUGAGUCCUACGGAACCAUGUCCGGCAGACCUCGCGCAAAAAUCGUUGUUGAGGAGGCCGGUGAGUUGUAA